AUGAACGCCACAAAGUACAUCAAGAAAGAAGCUAUGCGCAAAUCCUGGCUCCCAUCAUUUAUGAGCAACAGUCCUAGCGCAGCACCGCAACAGGCUGCUGAUGAUGACGACUGGUCCGACGUCGCGUCAGUCGACGAAAGCCUCGGUGGCUCCAAGGGGAGCAACAGGUUGAGCGACGGUAGCAUCGAUGCGGAGACCAAGGCCAGGACAUCAUCGAACAUACCUAGUAUCUUCAGCACCGCUCUCCCCCCUUGUGGCAUGCAUCCUCAAUGUGCAUUCGAAAACGUAAACAACCGUCUCCGCAAGCUCUGGCUCCGACAGUCCCAUAAUAACCCUGCUAUCAAUAUGUCCACCGUAGACAUCUGUAAGCUAGUGCACGAUGAACUAGAAGCAGAAGACAAAGAAUUUCCGCAAGGUACCCUGACACUCGCCAAAUCGCGUCGACCUUGGCGUCUGGAAAGCGUCUUCAAAUACGAAUUGCUUUGGUCAAAGUGGUUCAUCCGCGAGGCAGAGAUCCAGGAGCGGCUGUCUGGCAUGGAUUCAGGGGAACGCGAGAUUCAGAACUUAAUGGAUAGAAUGUAUCCUAUGCCGAAAGAGCUGUGCUUCGUCAAAAAUAGGGCCAAUAAGAAGGGCAUACACGCACUAUGGUUGGCUUGGGCUCGUGGCAAGCGUGGGUGGCUACCGCUUGAUGAGUCGCUUGAUCUACCCCUCACAAUGGAGAAUGUGUCGCUGGGAGGGACUGUCAGGGAGCCAUGGGCAGAUAUGGACCAUUCUUGUCAUGGCUCAGAGAACAGCCAGAUUUUGGAACCAGCACUUGCCACCGAUGCGCGAGAGAUGUAG
Messenger RNA from Plenodomus lingam JN3, 840 nucleotides. RefSeq lists its product as uncharacterized. NCBI's taxonomy places the organism in Eukaryota, Fungi, Ascomycota, Dothideomycetes, Pleosporales, Leptosphaeriaceae. The record is from RefSeq and is a predicted model, not a curated record.